This is a messenger RNA of Colletotrichum abscissum, 516 nucleotides long. Its product is annotated as Erg28 like protein. Gene Ontology annotation, molecular function: protein-macromolecule adaptor activity. Gene Ontology annotation, cellular component: membrane; endoplasmic reticulum. The transcript has 2 exons. Bases 1 to 516 code for a protein of 171 amino acids. The record is from RefSeq and is a predicted model, not a curated record. NCBI's taxonomy places the organism in Eukaryota, Fungi, Ascomycota, Sordariomycetes, Glomerellales, Glomerellaceae.
AUGGUGUCUCUCACGGAUUUGCUUCCCCCAGCAAAGGGUAUCUUACCCUACUACAUGCUCCUGCUCUCUCUCAUCUCCAUCGGAAACUCGGCGCAGAACCUCCUGACUCUCCACUACUCUCGCCGCCUUUACGACGGUAAAUACGUUCGCAACACGAAGCUCGCCCCCAAGUCCGACAAGUUCAACCCGGAGGACUCGGUCAACAAGUACAUCCCCGCCCCCGCCGGCGCGACGGACGUUGUGGAUCAGGCGACACCUCUCGCUGCGCGCUGCUUCGGCACCUGGACGUUCCUCACGAGCAUCGUCCGUCUUUAUGCCGCGUACCAUCUGCACCACGCCCACAUGUACGACCUGGCCAUCUGGACCUACGUUGUUGCGUUGGGUCACUUUGCCAGCGAGUUGUUCGUCUUCAAGAGCAUGACAUUUGGUCUGCCGCAAUACUUCCCCUUCACCCUGGCCACCACUGCCUUGAUUUGGAUGCCAUUGGUGCGCGACUUUUACGUUACUAGCCCGUAA